Molecule: messenger RNA, 2011 nt
Organism: Solea solea (common sole)
Lineage: Eukaryota; Metazoa; Chordata; Actinopteri; Pleuronectiformes; Soleidae
Gene: hmx3b
Product: H6 family homeobox 3b
Exons: 2
Coding region: 163-1038 (291 amino acids)
Biological process (GO): regulation of transcription by RNA polymerase II
Cellular component (GO): nucleus
Molecular function (GO): RNA polymerase II transcription regulatory region sequence-specific DNA binding; DNA-binding transcription factor activity, RNA polymerase II-specific
Source: RefSeq, a predicted model, not a curated record
GCGCAUGACGCACUCAUCUCUGCGCUCUCGCUGAUCAGGAGCUGGACGCGGCGGCUUCGUGAGACUUUUAAUCUCACCUCUCUGUCUCAGUUUUUUGCUGAAGAGCUUUUUGUCAGCUGUUUUUUUUUUUUGAUGGUGAUCCAAACCGGACAGUAAACGGUGAUGGCGGAAUCUGACACGCAAGAGACUCGCCAACCCGCAAAAGACUCGCCGUUCUCCAUAAAGAACCUGCUGAACAUCGAGGACAAACCCACCAAGCCGAAAAGCUUACUGGGCUCGACCAAAGGAGUGUUUGAGGGCAGCAUCUUCUCUCGCCUCGGUGACUUACCUUUCCCUCGGUUUGAGCUGCCCACGCAGAGGAUUGGACUCUCGGGACAGUAUUUGGAGAGAGCGUCCACCUGGUGGUACCCGUACACGCUUGGGGCUCAUCUGAGAACCAGCGGGUCUGAGAAGGCCAACCCGAGGGAGGCAUCCCCGGCACCGGACAGGCGCUCCCCGGAUCUCCACAAAAGUGACCAAGAUGUCAAAGAGGAAAGCGCCGACGACGACAUCACUCUGGAUGAAAGUGACGCGGAGGAGCCAAAGAGAGAAGUGGACCACGGCGGCGACGACUGGAGGAAAAAGACGGACGAUUUGGACUCGGAGAAGAAGCCCUGUCGGAAGAAAAAGACGCGCACGGUGUUCUCCAGGAGCCAGGUCUUCCAGCUGGAGUCCACCUUCGACAUCAAGCGCUACCUGAGCAGCUCGGAGCGCGCGGGCCUGGCCGCGUCCCUGCACCUGACCGAGACGCAGGUCAAGAUCUGGUUCCAGAACCGCAGGAAUAAGUGGAAACGGCAGCUGGCCGCGGAGCUGGAGGCGGCGAACCUGAGUCAUGCGGCGGCGCAAAGGAUUGUGCGCGUCCCGAUACUUUACCACGAGCACGGAGCCGCAGAGUCGAGCGGGGGCCCCGCAUCAAACUCACCGGGCAGCCAGUCACUGCUGCCGUUUCCACACCACAUGUACUAUUCCCACCCGAUGCCACUGCUGAGGCCUGUUUAACACUGACUCUGUCAUGAUGAGCUGUACAUAGGUUUUUAAGUCAGUGAGCCUUCAUGAUGAAAUACCAUUUUGUAUAUUUUGUACAUUCAACGGACCAAAUGUUGGGUUAUUAUUAUUAUUGUUGUUAUAUUAUUAUUAUUCACUCUUUAUUCUGCUACAUUCCCUAUUACAACACACCGUUUAAUAUUAUUAUUAUUAUUAUUAUUAUUAUUAUUAUUGUUAUUAUUUUAAAGGAAGUGAAUGAAUAUAUUUAAACAUUUUCCGUUAAAAAAUUGAUUUGUUUACUGUCCCAGUGUGUUCCACAGAGAUUUGUGUCAGUGUUAUAGCAAAUAAAUGUGGAAUUCAAUAUUUUGAUAUUUUUCAAUAUUGUGCAAUAUACUUCACGCCAGACUAUUCCAUUCUAUAUGUCACAUAUAGUUUUAUUUUACAGAAUAACCCCCUUUUUCUUUUAAUGUAAUAGUGAGGACAAUCAUUCGAUCCUUGAGAAAACGGAAAAAAAAUACAGCAGAUUUGUUUUUGGGGGACAGUGUUAUUGUUUUCAUGAUGCAAAAAAUUUGCAAGUGUUUUUAAAGCCAUGAAAGAGCCAAAACAGCCUUUAUGUGUGUGUCUGACUGUGUGUGUGUGUGUGUGUGUGUUCUAUUCCCCCUCCUCUUAUAUUGUUAUUGAAAAUCUGUACAUUAAAUUGUCUUAUACGCUCAGUAAAAAAAAUCUGUUCCAAACCAGAACUAUGUAUAUACUUUAUAUGUCACAGUGAUGUAAAUGUUCAUUUGAGAAAUGUCUUAAAAUAAUCGUUGUGAGGAUGGAGUGAUUUUAUUUUUCAAAUAUUUGAGACGAAGAUGUGACACACGGCGAGUUUUUUUUUCUUACAUGGAUCACAUAAUAAAUCAUCAUAGUGGAGUCGUUUUAAAAUGCGAGGGUCGUAUAUAAUUUUCGAUCUGAUAAAAAGAUAUUUUUUCUCCCAGUUCAGUCCUAA